AAUAAGCAAGUGGGAUUAUAUCCUCACCAUUUAUAGAUGAAGUCAUUUUGGCCGCUUGGUCAAUCGGAGCAUCCAACGUCAGUACACGAACCAAAGGGCAAGGAUAUCCUCACCCUUGAGAGUGGGAUCCAAAACGACAGCGGUGUUCAAUUGGCAAUCAGCACCUCUUCGACCGGAACAAAAAAAAUUUCUUCCUCUUCCGACCUUUAGCAGAGGAGGAAUGGAUAAUCUGCUUCAAUGGAGGCUAUUCCCUCUGCUGACACUGCUUGCUUCUCUUGUCGUCUUCUUCUAUGUCCAAAAUCGUUCUAAGCUCCCUGAAAAAAGCUGCAGUCUGCUUCCUUACCAACAUUACUGGAUAGCAAGCAAGCGCAUUGUAACACCUCAAGGGGUUAUAUCUGGAGCAGUUGAAAUACAGGCCGGGAAGAUCGUCUCCAUUGUUAAAGAAGACCAAAAGCGUCCAAGUUCCAAGUUGGGGCAUGUAAUUGAUUAUGGAGAGGCUGUUGUCAUGCCUGGCUUGAUUGAUGUGCAUGUACACCUUGAUGAUCCUGGAAGAACAGAGUGGGAAGGAUUUCCUUCAGGAACUAAAGCAGCUGCUGCUGGUGGAAUAACAACAUUGGUUGAUAUGCCUUUGAACAAUUUUCCCUCAACUGUGUCUAGGGAAACUUUUGAACUCAAGAUUCAGUCUGCAAAAGAGAGGAUUUAUGUAGACGUUGGUUUCUGGGGUGGUCUUGUUCCUGAAAAUGCAUUUAACAAAUCUGCUCUAGAGGAUCUCCUAAAUGCUGGUGUCCUUGGUUUAAAGUCUUUUAUGUGUCCCUCUGGCAUCAGUGAUUUUCCUAUGACAAACACCAGUCAUAUUAAGGAGGGACUGUCUCUAUUGGCAAAAUAUAGAAGACCUUUACUUGUACAUGCAGAGAUUGAACAAGAUCCUAUCAGCAACUUGGGACUUGAAGAUGGCGAUGAUGAUGCUCGCUCCUAUUCGACUUAUCUCAAGACUCGGCCACCUUCAUGGGAGGAGGCAGCUAUUAGGGAGCUCUUGACAGUGACAAAGGAUACAAGGAUUGGUGGCUCAGCAGCAGGAGCUCAUCUUCACAUUGUUCACUUGUCUGAUUCAAGUUCUUCCUUAAAUCUUAUUAAGGAAGCAAAAAAUGGAGGUGAUAGUGUAACUGUUGAGACUUGCCCCCACUAUUUAGCUUUCUCAGCUGAAGAGAUUCAGGAUGGAGAUACUCGUUUCAAAUGUUCUCCGCCCAUCCGUGAUGCAGCCAACAAAGAGAAGUUGUGGGAUGCUCUGUUGGAAGGACAUAUUGAUAUGUUAAGUUCUGAUCAUUCCCCAACCUUGCCGGAGCUUAAGCUCCUCGAUGAUGGUGACUUUUUGAGGGCUUGGGGUGGAAUAUCAUCUUUGCAGUUUAUUCUUCCAGUAACGUGGUCAUAUGGGAAGAAAUACGGAGUAACUCUGGAACAGUUAGCUUCAUGGUGGGGUGAGAGACCUGCCAAGCUUGCUGGACAAGAAUCAAAGGGGAGCAUUGCAGUUGGAAACCUUGCAGAUGUGGUUGUCUGGGAACCUGAAGUGGAGUUUGACCUCGAUAAUGACUACCCUGUAUACCUUAAGCAUCCGGGUAUCUCAGCCUACAUGGGAAGAAAGCUGUAUGGAAAAGUUUCAGCAACAUUUGUGAGAGGAAACCUUGUGUACGAAGAGGGGAAACAUGCUUCUGCUGCCUGCGGUGUUCCAAUCCUCGCAAAAUAAAGGAGUAUAGAAAUAGAAUUAGGAAAAUAAAUCAGUUUUUCCUACUUGCCUGUGAAGGUUUCACAUCCAUAUAGACCAUGUCUGUACAGUACCACACAAGAAUAAAAGAAUAGCUGAUGUUUACUUACAAAAAUGCAUAUACAGCAACCAUAACUCUUUUAGCAAUUUUAAUCUUUAUGGACAGUCCAAUUGCAGAA
Messenger RNA from Ziziphus jujuba (common jujube), 1938 nucleotides. Its product is annotated as allantoinase. The transcript has 16 exons. Gene Ontology annotation, molecular function: allantoinase activity; zinc ion binding; cobalt ion binding. Gene Ontology annotation, biological process: allantoin catabolic process; purine nucleobase catabolic process. Gene Ontology annotation, cellular component: cytoplasm. The coding region runs from base 221 to 1741 and encodes 506 amino acids. The record is from RefSeq and is a predicted model, not a curated record. NCBI's taxonomy places the organism in Eukaryota, Viridiplantae, Streptophyta, Magnoliopsida, Rosales, Rhamnaceae.